ACACAACACCAAAUACAAUAUAUGACUACAUAAGACUAAAUGCGGCUAGCCGACUACGUCCCAACAGCUAACCUGCUACCUGCUACGCUAGCUAGCUAGCCUGAUGAGAUGCACUGACGGUUUGCGACAGCGCCGCCUCCAUUAUCUUGCUCCAUAGUAACAAAACGCAUACUUCCGUAGUUACAACAUCCGGGACAUUUGGCGUUUAUAGCAACCAAACAUAAUGCGGAAGAGCAAAUACCACAAUGUUAGACGUUAUUAUCAUAACAAAAUAAAACAUACAGAAGGCGAACAAUUUUCGUUGGACAUCAAAACAACAAACCAUACGUACGUAUACCGUCACAUAGAAAUUAAAUGAACAGUAGUCACUGGUGUAUUCAUGUAUGAUACUCUCUAAUAUAUAAACUUUUUUUUUCGUAAGUAUCGUUGGCUUUUCAAGUUGAUGAACGCUUUUUCGGACUUUUUGUCACAGAUUGAACGCACCAUAAUGGAAACUACCUCCAGGCCUGAAUCAGCUGGAUCUUCUUCGAAUAUAAACAUAGAGGGCCAGUUUGAUAUAAAUGCCACUGAUGAAGAAAAGCAAGACCCUGAGCUCCAGAAGGCCAUUGAGGAAAUGAGAAGACUUGAUGAAGUACUUUCUACAUGCAUGUGUAGACUAAAAAAAACCAAGAGUCAAAGGAAAGCACUCCAAGCACAACUGUGGCAAGAGCUAAAGGAAACUUUUGAAGGAGGCUGCUCUGAAAGUAGCCAUGAAGCGAUGAACGCAAGGCUGUUUAUGGCUUUAGAAGCACCCGUUGGGCCCCCAGUGAGCGACGACUUUGUGACGGUGUUUCAAACUCAGUUAAGUGACUUUGAACUAGACAGAAGACUGCAACGCUUACUUGAAAGUGACGAGGUAUCAGACAACUGGAGCGACGCGUCGGAGUCAGUGUGCGAGGAGACAGCCGAAGAGAGCCACGGCGAAGACGCCAAUGGCAAGAAAAAACAGAAGAACUUUGUCAAGAGGAACAUUGAGCUAGCAAGUGGCAAAGGGGGCCAAGUGCUGUUGACACAGGCAGAGGAAGAGCGCCUGGCCGAGCUCCUGCGAGACAUAGAUGAAGAGGAAGAGGACGGUGACGCAGACAACGGGGAGAACAUGUGGGCCUUGCCGGCGUCGACGAGCCAGGGUUACGUCCAAGGUAACGCCGACCUGGAGCGACUCAAUGCCAUUGACGCUGAACUCCGUGUUUUCCAACUACCUUCACUGCAAAACUCCUUCAAUGAGGCGUGCGGCUCGGACGUACGGACGAAGCGCGAUGGUGACGUUCAGCCAGGAGACAAGGUCCUGCAGGAUAUCAAGGAAAGGAGGACACACGAGAUGCAGCUCCAGGAGAUCCAACGGCAGCUGGACCUUCUGGGCCAAGACCAGGAGAUGACAAGUGAGUCAGAGGCCCUCAGUGAGCAGCAGUUACUUAGCCUGCUGGAUGGAUGCUCGUGAGCUGAGAGCCAGGACCUUGAAACUCACACAUGGACCUCCUACAUGCAAGGCCCUGCUGUCAAGAUGUCCAUCAAAUGACACGGCGUCGCUGAGAUCACGCUUUAUGCCUUCAAAGUCGGAAACGAAGUGUAGUGGAUGCACACAUAUUUCAUUGUCACAAUAUGUAACUUUAGUUCAUAAAACGAUGAGUGAUUCACUGCCUUUUGGACACCGUGACGCUUUUGUAUGUAAAGACACAUAAAUAAGAUGUCAUAUGUUGAAAAAAACGUUCCAUGUUGUACACAUCUUUCCCCAACAGAAUCAAUACAUUUGUGGAAAAAAUGUUUAUAUUCAUGUUGAUUAUUCAGCAUGAGGAAAUGGAAUUAACAUACUGUAAGUAUAAUUUAAGUUAUUAAACCUAAUCACCUGGUAUUCCAACCACAAAAUGUUCCCAUCGCAGCACAAAUGCAGUUAUAAUCUGUCAGUGUGUCCAUAAAUGGGAUUUCAUAAUCACAUCUCAAUUAAAAAAUUACUUAUAACU
Messenger RNA from Doryrhamphus excisus (bluestripe pipefish), 1997 nucleotides. Lineage: Eukaryota; Metazoa; Chordata; Actinopteri; Syngnathiformes; Syngnathidae. The record is from RefSeq and is a predicted model, not a curated record.